AAUCCGCGGUCACACUGAUUGUUUUGUGCAGGAAACUCAAAACUCUAAAUAAAAUGCAGGAGUUCUUUAGCGUGCUUUUGCCAGAUGUUAAAAAGGAGUUGCGGCGCGGAAUUAUCGAGUGCUCCAAGCGAGGACUCCUGCACAGCACCAAGUGGCUGGCAGAGAUGCACCAUGGCCUCAGUGAUGUACAAAUUGAUAAUGAAGCCCCCGAUGACGACCACACAUUCAGCCAGUGCCAGUUGGAGGGCAUAGCUCCUGCGGAGUACAGUGACUACUUCCUGGCCAAAAGCUACUACGAUGUGCGCGAGUACGAGAGGGCAGCGCAUGCCGUGAGGAACUGCGAGUCGAGUGUGCCGCGCUUCCUCCACUUUUACUCGACCUAUCUGGCACGUGAAAAGCGACGGCUGGACUCCACCACCGACCAAGCCAAUCUCAACGAGCCAAACCAGAUGCGUGAUUUGGCCGAUCUGCUCGCGACACUGAGAGCGGAGUACGGUAAGAGCCGCCUGGAUGGAUACGGGAUUUACCUAUAUGGAGUGGUUCUAAAAGCCCUCAAUCUGAACCAAGCUGCUGAACAAAUGCUGGUCCAUGCCAUUCGUCUAGUCCCCAUGCUGUGGAGUGCCUACCUGGAGCUCUCCCCGUUGAUAAUGGAGAAAAAAAAGCUGCUCGGGCUGCAACUUGGCGGGCACUGGAUGCGACACUUUUUCAUGGCUCACACCUACCUCGAGCUGUACCUCAACGAUGAUGGCUUGAAGAUCUACGAGGACCUGCAGACGUCGGGCUUCAGUAAAAGCAUUUAUUUGAUUGCUCAGAUGGCCCUAGUCUAUCACAAUAAGAGGGAUGUGGACAAGGCCAUCGAGCUGUAUCAGGCUCUGCUGGAGAGCGAUCCCUACCGACUGGACAACGUGGAUACCUACUCCAAUUUACUUUUUGUCAAAGAAAUGAAAACGGAAAUGGCACAGCUGGCACACAAGGCCGUCAGCAUCAAUAAAUACCGACCGGAGACAUGUUGUGUGAUAGGAAACUACUACAGCAUACGCUGCGACCAUCAGGUGGCCAUAUCCUACUUUCAGCGCGCAUUGAAGCUGAAUCCCAAAUACCUCGCUGCCUGGACUCUGAUGGGCCACGAGUUUAUGGAACUCAAAAACACAAACGCUGCCAUACAGAGCUACCGCAAAGCAGUGGAAGUUAACAAGCGCGACUAUCGGGCGUGGUAUGGCCUGGGGCAGGCCUAUGAGAUCAUUAAAAUGCACUACUACAGCUUGUACUACUUCAAAAUCGCCCACCAACUACGCCCAUAUGACUCCCGCAUGCUGGUAGCCUUGGGAGAGACCUACGAGAAGCUGGACAAGUGCGAGAACGCCGUAAAGUGCUACUGGAAGGCCAUAGACGUGGGCGACAUCGAGGGCAUAGCCAUGUACAAGCUGGCCAGUCUCCACGAGAAGCUAGGCGACCACGAAACGGCGGUCCAUUGCUACAUCAUGUAUUGUGAGGAUGAGCGGGCAGCCACAGACAAGCAGAGUCUGUACCAAGGCUUCAUCACUCUCGCGAACUACUACGAGAAAAAAGGGGACUAUGAAAGGGCAGCCUACUAUGCGUACAAAUGCUUGGACUCUGAUGAACGUAAGACGGAGGCCAAGGCGCUGCUUAAGACAAUUGACUGGAAGCGCAGUGCCGAGUGGCAGAAGAAGUCAAAGACUCCCUCUGCUGUGGCCACUGCCGAGACGAGCUCCGAGGAGGAGCAGGAGGAGGAGGACAUGGAGUGGGAGGUGCCAGAUAUGCGUGUACGCGUGCCCUUCACCUCCAUAGCGACAACGACCACCUCCACGACGGCUACGGCCGCUGGCUCCAGUGGCGCAUCAAGCAGCUUACGUGCGGGCCGAUCUCUGUCGGAGGGGAUGCGUCGAACGCAUUCCAGCCGUGCAAGUCUGACACCAGCAGCGAGCAGUACCACCACUACAACGACAGCGACCGUGACCACACCGGCGGUUGAGGAGACGCCUGGGACGUCGGGGAGCCGGGCAGAAAAUCCCUCCGAGCGACCACCCUCGGAUGAUGCCAGCUCCAUGGACAUAUCCAGUGUGUCUAUUGACUAGGUUACACCCCGGCGAUGCUCUUCUCCACUUGUAGAAAUACUUUAUUUUCAUGAAUUACAUUGGAAAACUAAGAAAUUGUACUUCACG
Drosophila obscura is the source of this 2183-nucleotide messenger RNA. RefSeq names its product cell division cycle protein 23 homolog. The record is from RefSeq and is a predicted model, not a curated record. NCBI's taxonomy places the organism in Eukaryota, Metazoa, Arthropoda, Insecta, Diptera, Drosophilidae. The transcript is spliced from 3 exons. Gene Ontology annotation, molecular function: protein binding. Gene Ontology annotation, cellular component: anaphase-promoting complex. Gene Ontology annotation, biological process: cell division. Bases 54 to 2096 code for a protein of 680 amino acids.